AGUAAGAACUGGACCCCCAAGCUUGUUGGUGUCUCCUUUUCUGUGCUGUAGAAGGAUGGACUCGUACCUGAUCCAAGUGAACGGCCAUGGAAAUCAUGCCCCUAUCCUGGAUGUUCAUCUCAAGACCAAUGGGAACAGCAUAUCACUGGGGAAGGUGAAGGGCCGGAAGGGAAGAUGGGCUGUCAGGGCUUCUGAAAUGUCAAAGAAGACUUUCAAUCCUGUCCGAGCCAUCGUAGACAGCAUGAAGGUGGAGCCCAACCCAAAGAAAGCUAUGAUCUCCUUGUCCUUAGGAGACCCUACGGUCUUUGGAAACCUUCCAACAAAUGAUGAGGUCACACGGGCUGUGAAGGAGGUGUUGGACUCAGGACAUUACAACGGUUAUGCUCCAUCUGUUGGCUACCUGUCCUGCCGGGAAGCGGUGGCCGCAUACUACAACUGCCCAGAGGCACCACUGGAGGCCCAGGAUAUCAUCUUAACGAGCGGCUGCAGCCAGGCCAUAGAGCUUGCCUUGGCAGUGCUGGCCAAACCAGGCCAGAACAUCCUGGUGCCACGGCCCGGCUUCUCCCUCUACAAGACUCUGGCAUUGUCUAUGGGGAUCGAGGUCAAACUCUACAACCUCUUGCCAGAGAAGGCCUGGGAAAUUGAUUUGAAGCACUUGGAGUCUCUGGUGGAUGAGAAGACAGCCUGCCUCAUUGUGAACAACCCGUCGAACCCCUGUGGCUCUGUGUUCAGCAAAAGCCACCUCCAGAAGAUCCUGGCAGUGGCAUCAAGACAGUGCGUGCCCAUCCUUGCUGAUGAGAUCUAUGGAGACAUGGUGUUUGCUGACUGCAAAUAUGAGCCCAUUGCAACGCUCAGCACCAACGUGCCAAUCUUGUCCUGUGGUGGCUUGGCAAAGCGGUGGCUAGUCCCUGGCUGGCGGAUGGGCUGGAUCCUAAUUCAUGACAGGAGAGACAUCUUUGGUAAUGAGAUCAGGGAUGGCCUUCUGAGACUGAGUCAAAGGAUCCUAGGACCCUGUACGAUUGUCCAAGGAGCACUGGAACGUAUCUUGCACCGAACACCUCCUGAGUUCUACCACAACACCCUCAGCAUCCUCAAGUCCAAUGCUGACCUUUGUUAUGCUGCCUUAUCAGCUAUUCCUGGCCUCCAGCCUGUGCGGCCUACUGGAGCCAUGUACCUCAUGGUUGAGAUUGAGAUGGAGCAUUUCCCCGAGUUUGAAAAUGAUGUGGAGUUCACUGAGCGACUCAUCUCGGAGCAGUCUGUGUUCUGUUUGCCAGCCACGUGCUUUGAGUACCCAAACUUCUUCCGUGUGGUGAUCACCGUGCCUGAAGAGAUGAUCUUGGAGGCCUGCAGUCGCAUUCAGGAGUUCUGCGAGACACACUACCAGGGUGCUGAGGGGGCCCAGGAUCUGGAGUGUGACAAGUAG
Cariama cristata (Red-legged seriema) is the source of this 1423-nucleotide messenger RNA. It is a transcript of the gene TAT, whose product is annotated as tyrosine aminotransferase. Bases 56 to 1423 code for a protein of 455 amino acids. The transcript is spliced from 12 exons. Gene Ontology annotation, biological process: biosynthetic process; aromatic amino acid catabolic process. Lineage: Eukaryota; Metazoa; Chordata; Aves; Cariamiformes; Cariamidae. Gene Ontology annotation, molecular function: L-tyrosine:2-oxoglutarate transaminase activity; pyridoxal phosphate binding. The record is from RefSeq and is a predicted model, not a curated record.